AUGAUCGUUGAGGAACAACCUGCGACUUCGAACGUUGAAUCAGUCAGAAACUUUGUGCACAUUCCAAGCAGCUACGUCAUCAAUACCGACGGAACCAGCAAGACCUUCGUAGUCCACGAGGUUUACAAGGUUGCGGACAGUAAAAAGCGCAAAGCCAACCCUCAAGAAUCGCUUCAUGAACUGUCCCAACCGAACCGCAAGCGACCCCGCAAAUCGAACGUCAUCUACAACACGGACUUCCUGUGCGUCCCGUGCCAAAAGACCUUCGGCAAAAAGGGCAGCCUCAAGCAGCACAUCCGGUCGUACCACUCGGAACCGCUGCCCUUCCACUGCGACGUGUGCGGCAAGAACUUUGCCACCGAAGAAUCGCUGGUUCGACACGUGGUCAACCACGACCAGCGGAACAAAAAGUUCCAGUGUUCCGAGUGUGACAAGCGGUACGUUCACUCGAAGGACCGCGACCGGCACUUCCAGACGCACCACGGAGUUCCGGCGCACACUUGUGGACAGUGCGGUAUGGCGUUCGCACGAAGGGAUCACCUGUUGGCGCACGAGAUGACCCACGAAAGGAGGCAAAGCAGGGAAGUGUUACUAGUGGGUUCGAGUAAAGUAAAGGAGAGUGUUUGA
Molecule: messenger RNA, 627 nt
Organism: Culex pipiens pallens (northern house mosquito)
Lineage: Eukaryota; Metazoa; Arthropoda; Insecta; Diptera; Culicidae
Product: zinc finger protein 324B-like
Exons: 1
Coding region: 1-627 (208 amino acids)
Biological process (GO): regulation of transcription by RNA polymerase II
Molecular function (GO): DNA-binding transcription factor activity; RNA polymerase II cis-regulatory region sequence-specific DNA binding
Source: RefSeq, a predicted model, not a curated record